Molecule: messenger RNA, 1219 nt
Organism: Manis javanica (Malayan pangolin)
Lineage: Eukaryota; Metazoa; Chordata; Mammalia; Pholidota; Manidae
Source: RefSeq, a predicted model, not a curated record
UGAGUGAACGGGAUUUUAGUGACUGACCUGCCACCUGGAAAUAAAGUUGGGUAUAUCCCUUUCACCCCAAGAACUUGCGGUCAAUUUCUUUGGUUACAUUGAAUCCGGAGCAAACUUGCCCGGGGCUGAAACCCAUCGGCAAGACACCGCCCUUAUAGGGGGAGGAGACCAGGGUCGACUCUCCACCAGGGAGGAAGACAGCAUCCAUGAACCAGGAGCAGGUGUCCCCAGACAGUGGAUCUGCUCGGGCCCUGAUCUCAGACGUCCUUUCUCCAGAGCUGUGAGAAGCAGUGUCUUUCGGUUGGGUCCCUGCACCGUGGGCGUGUGCAGUCAGCAGUGGACAGCAAGGUCCUGACACAGCCCCACUGGCUGCCCAGCCUGCAGGAAAGAGGACGGACAGCGUGUGGAAAGAAACAUGCCACUUUCCUGCCAAAGAGAUAACCUCACAGUGACGUUGGCAUUUUCAGAGGAAAGGCACUGUGAAGACAGGAAGGUGGCCUUCUGCAAGCCAGGAACAGAGUUCUCACCAGAAAUGCAUCCUAAUGACACCUUCGUCUUGGACUUUCAGCCUCCAGAGCUCUCUGUCUGCUUAGUCUUCGGACUGCCCUUGGCGGGGAUCCACAGGAGGACGGAGCCACCGAGUCGCAGACAAUGCAGCCGCAGGUGUUGGGGGGCUCUUCCCUAGGAGCCGACACCUGUGUUUCCCAGGAGGGAUCGGUGACCUUCAAGGAUGUCGCUGUGGACUUCACCCAGGAGGAAUGGGCCCUGCUGGACGCGUCCCAGAGGAAGCUGUACAGAGACGUGAUGCUGGAGAACAUCGGCCAGCUGGUCUCCGUGGGGUAUCAGCUGUGCAGAUCAGACGUGGUUUCCCAGCUGGAGCAAGGGGUGGAGCUGUGGAGGGAAGAAAGAGGAUUUCCCCAAGGCCUGAGUCCAGACAAGGAAAGACAAGAAAUAAUAUCCAUACAAGAUAUCUGCAGAAAGGAUCUGUCUGAUUGCACGUCAAUGGUCAGAGAAGGAGAGGGAGGGCAUGGAAGGCCGGAAGACCAGGACGCCAGGCCCGAGUCGUGGGAAGAUGCUGCAGAAGGAGGAGUGAGUACAGACAUGAUUGCAGGUGCCUGUCAUCAAACCCCGCUGCUCCGAGAUCUGAGGCUCUCACUGCCUGGGCGGUGCUGAAAGAAACGUAACUUUGUUUUCACCUCAGUCAUAUUUGAUUUCUAAU